AUGGCGGAGGCUGCAGCCAAAACUGUGUGGAAGAUCAGCCAGGGGCAUCUGGAAUGUCCGAUCUGUUGCUGUCUUUUCAAGGAUCCCAAGAUGCUGGACUGUCUACACAGCUUUUGCCUGAAGUGUCUGGAAGAGAUGAUGAGCAAACAGAAGCCAGGGGCAGAGAAGAUAACAUGUCCAGUCUGCAGGAGAGAGACGCAAGUUCCUGAUGGAGGAUUGCAGAGUCUAUCUUCAUCUUUCUUUCUUAGUUCUCUUGUCGAUGAGGUCAAACAACAGGAGGAGGUGUUGGGAGAAGCAUCGAUACCUACCGCCACAUGUGACUGUGGAGAAGGCAAGGAGGUCAUUUGGAGGUGUCUUGAUUGUAGUGAUAACUUCUGUCAAGAAUGCCGGAAAGCACACGGGAGGUUCAAGUCAACCAAAGGCCAUCAAAUCAUUUCAUUGGGAGAUUGGCAGGAAUCAAAGAUGCCUCCAGCAGAACAUAUCAAACCCAUCACCCGAAUGUGUACGACCCACACUGACCAUCCUCUGUGUUUGUACUGUGAUACUUGCGACACCUUAAUUUGCUCAAUGUGUGCCGCAUUUGAUCAUCGGUCGGCAGAGCACAAUUUCCUAAAGAUUGAUGACACUAUCGGGUCCUUCCGCCUUGACGUUGAUAUCAUACUGCAGAAGUUCGAGAAGUGCAGGCAGCGCUUCAAAUCUACUGAAAACUCAAUCGAACGUGCACGAAAUAGAUUGCAAAAGAAACUUGCUCAGGCUCGUAGUGAUAUUUCUGCUCAAGAAGAGGCAGAGAUCGCUAAAAUCAGAAAAAAAGCAAAGCUUCUCACCAAAAAUGUCGACAAAAUCGGUCAGGAGAGAGACAGCGAGUACGAAAAGGUGCUCAUGCACAACCGUGACCAGAUGGAACGCGCAGAUCAGACCAUCAGGGCCGUAAAGGACUUGAUGAGUCAAGCCGAUGAUUUCGAUCUUUUGGAGCUCAAGCCGAAGGUGAUGCAUAACUUGGAAUUCCAUAAGGAGCUCAACUUUAAACCGGCGAAUCAUGGUCCGUCGUUCAUCGGGGUCAAAUGUCAAGACGUUGUGAGUGAUGCAGAUCUUGGUGAGGUCUGUGUCAGUGAGAAAUGGCAGUUCAAAGAAGUGUUCGGCGAAGAAUGUUUCGGUGACGUGGAAUUCCAAGGUGCCAGGGGUGUUGCAUGUUUCAGAAACGGGGACAUCGUAGUAAAAGAUACAGAGCUGGAUCGGUUAUCGUUGAUAAGCUCCACUGGGCAAUUCAAAGCAUCGGUUCCUCAAGGAGCCGAUUGUCAUGAGUUGGAAGCCCCUUGGGGCGUUGCGGUGACCGAUGAUGACCUGCUUUUCGUCACGGACAAAAAGAAAGUGAAAGUUUUUGACAUUGAGCUGCAGUUUGUUCGCGAGUUUACACCUUCGGUUGACGAUGCAGAGGGGUUAUUAGAGAGUAAACUCCGUGGUAUUGCUGUGGACAAGCAACGAGUAGCAGUCACUGAUAUAGGGAGAGGGGUCAUUAGUGUCCACAACUUGGACGGAUCGUUGAUUGCAAGCAUCUCAAAUAACAUGGUUGACGUUGACGAUGACUUUGCAAUUAGCAACACCGAUCGGCUCAUUUUCACAAACCACGGGGAGGAGAGGUUGUUGUGCGUUGACUUUAAGGGCAAUGCGUUGUUCAACGUAAUGACCUUACUGAACGGGGAACAAGCGAGGCCGUCUGGUGUUCUGUGCGAUGAUGAUGGGAGCAUCUAUGUCAAAGUUGAAACUGAUGAAUAUGAAGGCGAUGUUGUGCAGAAAUACGACUCUAAUGGUGCAUUCAUAGCAACAGUAGCUCAGGGGUUGUACAGUGCGUUAGGAAUUGCGUUUACACCCACUGGUGACGUAGUUGUCGCAGGCAAAAUCUCUGUCAAAAUUUUUGAGCGAGUAUAAUCUGCUUAUAAAGACAAUCUUGUCCCUCUGGUAGUCACAUGUGUUGCCUGAAACCCCAAAACAUCAACAAGAUGCCUGAAACAAUGUGUUUGCCAAAACAAAUUAUCGUG
Patiria miniata (bat star) is the source of this 2036-nucleotide messenger RNA. Its product is annotated as tripartite motif-containing protein 45-like. The transcript has a single exon. Gene Ontology annotation, biological process: positive regulation of DNA-templated transcription. The record is from RefSeq and is a predicted model, not a curated record. Bases 1 to 1926 code for a protein of 641 amino acids. Gene Ontology annotation, cellular component: nucleoplasm; chromatin. Gene Ontology annotation, molecular function: zinc ion binding; ubiquitin-protein transferase activity. NCBI's taxonomy places the organism in Eukaryota, Metazoa, Echinodermata, Asteroidea, Valvatida, Asterinidae.